Messenger RNA from Camponotus floridanus (Florida carpenter ant), 519 nucleotides. RefSeq names its product probable small nuclear ribonucleoprotein G (gene SNRPG). Gene Ontology annotation, biological process: spliceosomal snRNP assembly; mRNA splicing, via spliceosome. NCBI's taxonomy places the organism in Eukaryota, Metazoa, Arthropoda, Insecta, Hymenoptera, Formicidae. The transcript is spliced from 4 exons. Gene Ontology annotation, molecular function: RNA binding. Gene Ontology annotation, cellular component: U12-type spliceosomal complex; U5 snRNP; catalytic step 2 spliceosome. The coding region runs from base 152 to 382 and encodes 76 amino acids. The record is from RefSeq and is a predicted model, not a curated record.
GUGUGUUGCGGCCUUAAACAUUUUGUCGUAUGAAUGUAAUCGUACCUUAAGGAUGCUAAAGAACAAGAAUUAAGCAAAAGGGUCAACCGGCAAUAUAAAUAUAUAUAAACGGUCUCGUGUAUUUACCUGAGUAAAGUCAGUUGUUAUCAAAAUGAGCAAGGCACAUCCGCCCGAGCUAAAAAAGUAUAUGGAUAAAAGGCUGUCUUUAAAGCUGAACGGAGGUCGACAUGUUAUUGGCAUACUGAGAGGUUUUGAUCCAUUCAUGAAUAUGGUUAUAGAUGAAAGUGUAGAAGAAUGCAAAGAUGGUACCAAAAACAAUAUUGGGAUGGUGGUAAUUCGUGGCAACAGCGUCAUAAUGUUAGAAGCUUUAGAUCGAAUAUGAUUUAUACUACUAAAAUCUUAUCUCCUUUUUUAAUAUGUAUAUUUUCAAAUAAAGAAUCAAAUGUUAUUUAAGAAAUAUAGAUAUCAGGAAAAUCUCUUUUAUUCUAUAAUAAAUUUAAAUUAAAAUCUUUAUACACC